This is a messenger RNA of Megalobrama amblycephala (Wuchang bream), 1833 nucleotides long. RefSeq names its product ubiquitin-60S ribosomal protein L40-like. Bases 111 to 464 code for a protein of 117 amino acids. The record is from RefSeq and is a predicted model, not a curated record. The transcript has 3 exons. Gene Ontology annotation, molecular function: protein binding. NCBI's taxonomy places the organism in Eukaryota, Metazoa, Chordata, Actinopteri, Cypriniformes, Xenocyprididae.
CUUCGGGAGAGAGUGCUGGAGGAAGUGGGCGGAGUCAUCUCUGAGCAAGAGUGAAAGUAAAACACUGCGCAGUAUUCAUUUCGAUUUAAACUCUACAGGAAUUCUGCAAAAUGAACUGCAAAAUAUUUGUAAAAGACGAAAGAGGAAAAAUAUUAUCAGUAGAUGUGGAUUCAGUGGAGGAGCUGAAGAACAUGACUGUUAAAGAGUUAAUAAGAAGAGUCCGUCCUGAUGAUGAAGAACAUGACGAGUGGAGAAUACUAUACGGAAACCAGAUACUGGACCAUGAUCGUACACUCGGCGAUUAUGGCGUAUCCAAUGGGUGUAUUAUACACAUGACUAAAUGUCUACGUGGAGGAGGAGGUCCACCUCCAGAUGAAGAUAAAGGAGUUCCCAGGACUGAGUCUAUGGAUAAACUGGCUGAUAUGCGGCAGGAGGAAUCCAGUGGAUCGUGUUGCAUUAUAUAAUUCAGUAAAUAUAAAAAUAUAUUAUAAAAAUAUAGAUACUGUGAUGUGAUCAGAUAAAGUGUGAUCUCACUGAAAUGUUCACAUAUAUUCUGUUCAGAUGUCUCACAGUAAAGUCUUUGAUAAUGAUCACACUGAACCAGAAACACUUGAUCUGAACUGCAGGAGAAACUCAAUAUUAAACAUUUAAUGAAGCUCCAUAAAGUUCACAGAGAAUAUAUGAGAACUUGAUUUCAAUACUUUGACAUUCUGAUAAAUAGUGAUGUCCAAAUGAAGCAAUGAACCAGUAUUGAACCACUUCAUCAAUAGUUUUGAAAAUGGGUUCAUUCAUUCAAAGCUUCGUUUCAGUGACAUCUAGUGGCGAAAUUGUAAAUAGCAAUAAUGUCUGUAUGAGUGUAAUUAGGGUUUGUGUGAAUGAUGUAAAUAAACUUUGAUUGAUUGGUUGUUCUACAACAAACCCACAUCUUGUGCAUCAGUUUGGCUGUCUAUAUAGUCAUAUUACGCGCCAAAAAAGCUGCUGAAGCGCGCGCGCAGCAAAGUCUCGCGUCACGAAGCCUCUCGCGACGCGAAGCAGUAUCGACUGGUCUGAACCAGUCACGUGAUUCACUCAGAGAACCGAAGCAGUUGCUGCUUCGGACGUCAUCGGUCACGUGUGUUUUUCCGCACCAAAGCAAGCUUCGAAGCAGUCGAGUUCGAAGCUUGUGUCGGAGCAUCGGUGUCAGACGGCCAUCACUACUGAUCACUAGAGUAACUUUACUACAGGAACAAAAACUAACUCUCGUUACAGUAUCAGUAGAGUUAGUAAUAAUUUGAUAUGUGGUUGUGAAUUGACACACUGAUCAGAUCACAGUAUCAAUAUAUUUAUGAUCAUUGUGUGAUUCUUAUUAUUGGUUUCUUUUUUAGUACAAAACCACCUUAAAAACAUUAAGCACAAUACAAAAGAGAGCUAACAAGUAGUAAACAAAGUUUAGGAUAUCAUGAGAAUACCAAUUUACUGUGUUUAAAAUUACACUUUAAAGUUUAAAGAUUUGGUAGAAAUUAAAAUUGCACAAAUUUUAAUUUCUUUUAUGUUAUUGAUUUGUACAUAUUUUUUUCUUUCGAGUUCGAAAUAAAGAUUUCAUUCAUUCUUUUAUAAAGGUGUGUAUAAAGGAUAUGUAUAUAUAUUUUAUAUAAGGACUAUUUAUAGUUUUUAGAGUGACUAAAUGCUUGUUUUCUCUCUGGAAGUGCUUUAAUAUUCAACUAAACUACAUAUUUUGUGUUAUUAGAGAACAUGAAUUGAAACACACUAACUUUGUGUUGACACUAAAAUGGACAGAAAUGAGUGUUUUUUUGUCAUUAAAGUGAAUAAAAAUGAGUGAUAUUUUAAGCUCAC